AUGAACUUGAUAAAAAAUUGGGACCCGGUUGCGAAUAUGUUCAAGAAACGGUUAGCUUUAUGGAAGCUGCACCCAAAACUCCGGCAACUCUCUCUGUCCUGGAAAACACGAAUUUUACUUUGGUUGUUUUCCACCGCAACACACGCUGCAAGACGAAAAGACGGCACCGUCAACCGCCGUCUUCUCAAUUUCAUACAGUUCCGGGUCCCACCGUCCUCCAAACCUAUCAACCGCGUCAAGACAUACGACGUCGUCGUGGAUCCAACUCGCAACCUCUGGUUCCGCGUAUUUGUCCCCACCCAACACUCCUCAGACGAUCUCCCGCUCAUCGUUUUCUUUCACGGUGGCGCGUUUGUUUACUUCGCCCCGGACGUGAAGGUCUAUGAUGAUAUGUGCCGCCGGAUGGCGAGAAAAUUGGCUGUGGUUGUUGUUUCAGUUGAUUAUCGUCUUGCACCGGAGUAUCGGUACCCUGUGCAACAUAAUGAUUGCUUUGAUGUGAUGAAGUUUCUUGAUGAUGAAGAGAAUAAGUUAAAAUGGUUGCCGGAAAAUGUGAAUAUUUCAAGUUGUUUUCUUGCCGGUGAUAGUGCCGGCGGAAACAUAGCUCAUCAUGUUGCUCAAAGGGCUUGUGAAUCCAGUUUCCGACAACUUAAGGUAAUUGGCUUGGUGGCGAUUCAACCAUUUUUUGGCGGAGAGGAGCGAACAAAUUCGGAAAAAGAACUCGAAGGAGGCCCUGUGUUGUCGUUGGAGCGAACAUAUUGGUAUUGGAAUGCAUUCAUGCCAAUGGGCGAAGGCUACACCCGCGACCAUCCAAUCAUCAACGUUAGCGGUCCAAAGGCGGUGGAUAUAUCACAAAUGGAUUUUCCGGCAACCAUAGUGGUUAUGACAGGGUUUGAUGCUCUAGUAGACUGGCAAAAAAGGUACUAUGAGUGGCUGAACAAGUCCGGCAAAGAAGCUUAUUUGGUGGAGUACCUAAACAUGUGUCAUGGUUUCUACGUUUUCCCGGAGUUGCCAGAAUCCGAGCAACUAUUAUCCGAAGUGAAGGACUUCACUCACAAGGUUAUAGAAAAGCUUUGA
Helianthus annuus (common sunflower) is the source of this 1074-nucleotide messenger RNA. Its product is annotated as probable carboxylesterase 18. The coding region runs from base 1 to 1074 and encodes 357 amino acids. Gene Ontology annotation, molecular function: hydrolase activity. The record is from RefSeq and is a predicted model, not a curated record. The transcript is spliced from 3 exons. Lineage: Eukaryota; Viridiplantae; Streptophyta; Magnoliopsida; Asterales; Asteraceae.